GAUAUUCUUAAUCAGCAAUAUAAGUUGUACUCAUCCCUGUCACAAACCCUUUCUGAUGUUCGAAUGGUCCAGUCACUCAUACCAAUUUGGGAGGAAUUUGAGAGAACUGGAAUGCAUACGGAAACCAUAUCGUCUGAUCCCGAAAAACCGAGCCCGCAGAAUGGUUUGAGUGCAUUAUCGAAUAAAAUAGAGUUUGAAAACAAGCUAUCGGAAUUGUGUGAUGCAGGAAAUUCCUUACCUUGUACUCCUGUCAAUAAUGAUCAAAUGUUAUCACAAUCUGUAAGAUCUUCAAGUGAUGGCAAAGACGUGAUUGAAAGUAGCAAACAUGUACAGUCAUCAAACAAAAUGGAUAUUGUGUCAUCACAGUGCCGCUAUAGGCAGAAGAUCUUCAAGUUUCAUCAUCAUCACUUCCGUCGAUCUUCCGUCGAUCACCAUUAA
Molecule: messenger RNA, 438 nt
Organism: Helianthus annuus (common sunflower)
Lineage: Eukaryota; Viridiplantae; Streptophyta; Magnoliopsida; Asterales; Asteraceae
Exons: 2
Coding region: 64-438 (124 amino acids)
Source: RefSeq, a predicted model, not a curated record